This is a messenger RNA of Zingiber officinale, 760 nucleotides long. RefSeq names its product enhancer of rudimentary homolog. The record is from RefSeq and is a predicted model, not a curated record. Bases 62 to 460 code for a protein of 132 amino acids. Lineage: Eukaryota; Viridiplantae; Streptophyta; Magnoliopsida; Zingiberales; Zingiberaceae. The transcript has 4 exons.
AGAAUGUCUCGCGAGUUCAACGCAACUUGCGAAUAAUUAGCCCUAAACCCAACCCAAUGGAAUGCUCCGCUUGCCACCAAAAGAAACCCCUCUUCACUCUCAACUUCUCUUCUCCGAAGCAAAACUCUCUGAUCGAUCCGACUCGGAAAUGGCAAACAGGCACACUAUAAUUUUGAUGCAGUCAUCUCCAAACAGGGCAACUAGAACAUUCAUGGACUAUGAUUCCAUUAGCCAGGCAAUGGACGGGAUUUGCGGACUGUACGAAAGAAAACUUAAGGAGAUAAAUCCAACAGUCCAGAACAUAACUUAUGACAUUUCAGACCUUUACAAUUUUAUCGAUGGCCUGGCUGAUCUUAGUGCAUUGAUCUUCGAGCACUCGAUUCAGGCUUAUCUCCCAUAUGACCGGGUUUGGAUCAAGAAUCGGAUGUUUCAUCACCUGAAGAAGCUGGCUUCGCAUUGAAUUCCUGUAAUGUGACAAUGUAUGAGAACCAUGACGAGUACAUCGUGUCUAAAUAGAAAUAAUCUUAUGUUAUAGCAUUAGGUUUUGAAAAUAUGGAACAAGACAAGCACUUGAGCUGUUUUUUUUUUUUCACCCUGCUGAAUAUGCUUUACUAGUGAUAUACAAACUUCGUUGGCAAGGAACACAGGCCAGCCUCUCUUUGGGUUUUAACUGGUGGAUGAAUGAAUGGGUACUGUGGCAUUACAUGUAAGGAGAUUUUAAUAUUAUUUAGAGGCAACUGCAAUAGUUAUGGUAGGAAAA